GCCACCUGGUUUGCAUCCAUAUUUCGUACGAAACAAUCUCAUUCGAACCUAAAACCCCCCCAACGACGCCGCUUUCUCCACACCACCUCACGUGCCUUUUCUCUCCUUACGCCUCCCCAAACACUCACCAUAAAGCGGCGCAAGUGCAAGCAACACGGCCCCGUUUUAAUCAUCGUGAAUUGCGGAUAUCAUUGCAAAAAAAUUUAGCAGUAAAAGUGAAGAGCAAACAAUGGAGCAUUCUGGUAAUUUACAGCUCAAGCUGGUUGAUGGUGACGCUGGUUAUGUCCUCGAAGAUGUUCCUCACCUCACUGAUUACAUUCCUGAUCUCCCUACUUAUCCCAACCCGUUGCGGUCAAAUCCAUCUUACUCGGUAGUUAAGCAGUAUUUUGUUGAUGUGGAUCAUACAGUUGCUCAAAAGAUUGUUGUUCACAAAGAUGAUCCAAGAGGGACACAUUUCCGGCGUGCCGGACCUCGCCAGAAGGUGUAUUUUGAAUCAGAUGAAGUACAUGCCUGUAUUGUAACAUGUGGUGGCCUUUGCCCCGGGCUCAACACUGUGAUCAGGGAAAUUGUCUGUGGCCUUUAUCACAUGUACGGUGUCAACAAAAUCCUCGGAAUAGAUGGAGGAUAUAGGGGUUUCUACUGCAAAAAUACCAUCGAUUUAACGCCUAAAGUUGUUAAUGACAUCCAUAAGCGUGGUGGUACCAUCAUUAAGACAUCACGAGGAGGCCAUGAUACCUCAAAGAUAGUUGACAGCAUUCAGGAUCGUGGAAUUAAUCAGGUGUACAUAAUUGGAGGAGAUGGAACUCAAAAGGGAGCAGCAGUCAUUUACGAGGAAAUUAGGCGCCGUGGCCUCAAAGUUGCAGUUGCUGGAAUCCCAAAAACUAUUGACAACGAUAUUCCAGUUAUUGAUAAAUCCUUUGGUUUUGAUACUGCUGUUGAGGAGGCCCAACGUGCCAUUGAUGCAGCACAUGUUGAAGCUGGAAGUAUAGAGAAUGGCAUUGGAGUUGUGAAGCUCAUGGGACGCUAUAGUGGUUUCAUUGCGAUGUAUGCUACACUUGGCAGCCGAGAUGUAGACUGUUGUUUGAUUCCAGAGUCACCCUUCUAUCUUGAGGGACGUGGAGGACUUUAUGAAUAUAUUGAAAAACGACUCAAAGAAAAUGGGCAUAUGGUUAUUGUUAUAGCAGAAGGAGCAGGACAGGAUCUUCUUUCAGAGAGCUUGCAGUCCAUGAACCAUCAAGAUGCUUCAGGAAACAAGCUUCUUCAAGAUGUUGGGCUAUGGAUAUCUCAGAAGAUCAAGCACCAUUUUGCCAGCCAACACAAGAUGGCCAUUAAUUUGAAAUAUAUAGAUCCUACAUACAUGAUCCGGGCUAUUCCAAGCAAUGCAUCCGACAAUGUCUACUGCACUCUCCUCGCACAUAGUGCAGUACAUGGAGCAAUGGCAGGGUAUACAGGCUUCACAGUUGGUCUUGUCAAUGGCAGACAUGCUUACAUUCCUUUCAACCGAAUCACAGAGAAGCAAAAAAAUGUUGUCAUUACUGACAGGAUGUGGGCAAGACUGCUUUCUUCUACCAACCAGCCAAGCUUCUUGAGCCACAAAGAACUCGCUGAAUUCAAGAAAGAGAAACAACAUCAACACCAGUUGUUGGAUGACGAAAAUUGCAAAGAUAACAAAUCUGAGCCAAAGACAUAGGUACAUGACAUUUGAGCUGUAUAAAUUACUGUUCUGCUCGUUGCAUUCUAUAAGCGUUAGUUGCCACUUGUAGCUGAAGCCUUGUGAUGGUGGAUCUA
Messenger RNA from Pistacia vera, 1788 nucleotides. Its product is annotated as ATP-dependent 6-phosphofructokinase 6-like. Gene Ontology annotation, molecular function: 6-phosphofructokinase activity; ATP binding. The transcript is spliced from 13 exons. Bases 230 to 1690 code for a protein of 486 amino acids. Gene Ontology annotation, biological process: glycolytic process; fructose 6-phosphate metabolic process. The record is from RefSeq and is a predicted model, not a curated record. NCBI's taxonomy places the organism in Eukaryota, Viridiplantae, Streptophyta, Magnoliopsida, Sapindales, Anacardiaceae. Gene Ontology annotation, cellular component: cytoplasm.